GUUGACCACUAUUCAGUUUGAUGAUAUAUAUCUCAGCUCAGCUAGCUAUAUUUACACAUUUAAUUCUAUAAAAUAAAACAAAAACAAAAAGAACUUGUUAAUUAGUUCAUUUUAUAGUUAAUUGAUUGUUCCUAUUUUCAGAAGUACAGGAAAAAAGCAAAGAAAGUCCCAAGCAGAGAUGGGUAUUCAUUUUCCUUCCUGGAGAAUUAUCCUUUCUGUUCUACUUGUUUUAUUGUUUGUCAGAAGCAGUAGUUCCAGGAUGAUAAGUGACUCACAAUUGAAAGACUCUGCUGGUGAUGAUAGCCAACUACUCAUCAAGAAUGGCCUUGUUGAUCAUCAAAUGCAUCACAUGGACCCUUCAGUCCAUGUUUUCUUCACCUUAGAUGAUCUAAAAGCUGGAAAAAAGAUUCCAAUCUACUUCCCUAACAAAGACCCUUCUGAUUCUCCCCAUUUGUUAUCUAGAGAAGAAACCAAUUCCAUACCUUUCUCUUUAUCACAACUCCCUUACCUUCUUGAACUUUUCUCUCUCUCCAAAGACUCUCCUCAAGCCAAAGCCAUGGAAUAUACUCUAAGGCAAUGUGAUGUUGAACCCACAGAAGAAGAGACCAAGAUAUGUGCUACUUCUUUAGAAUCAAUGCUUGAUUUUGUACGUGCCACCUUUGGAUUGGAUACCCAAUUCAAAGUUUUAACUACUAAUUAUCUCACAUACCCAGUUACACAAUUACAAAAUUACACUGUUUUGGAAGACCCAAAAGAGAUUCUUGCAGAAAAAAUUGUAGGAUGUCAUGUAAUGCCUUACCCUUACGUGGUCUACUAUUGCCAUAAAGCAGAAGGUGGGGACAGGCUGUUUGAGAUGUUACUGGGUGGUGAGGAUGGAGAAAGAGUGCAAGCUCCAGGAAUUUGCCAUACGGACACAUCUCAAUGGGACAGGGACCAUGUAUCGUUUCGUCUGCUGAAAAUGGAACCUGGAACUUCGCCAGUUUGCCAUUUCUUCCCAGCAAACAACAUACUUUGGGUGCCUUUGUCCGCUUAACUAAAAUUUAGGAUGUAAUUGUACAUUUUUUAAAGUGUUAAUGUAGUGUUUUUGUCCUGCUUAAUAUCGUAUGUAAAAUACUAGUGUGCUUGUCAUUAUUGCCCUGCAAGCUCCGUUUAGGGAGCAUCUCCUUCUGAACUUGGCUGAAGGGUCUAUGUACUCUAUAUAUUUUUCUAUGAAUCUGUAAUUUGUGAUGGUUGAUCUGUAAUUAUAAAUAAACAGAAUUUUUAAUUAA
Molecule: messenger RNA, 1268 nt
Organism: Hevea brasiliensis (rubber tree)
Lineage: Eukaryota; Viridiplantae; Streptophyta; Magnoliopsida; Malpighiales; Euphorbiaceae
Product: BURP domain protein USPL1
Exons: 2
Coding region: 179-1033 (284 amino acids)
Source: RefSeq, a predicted model, not a curated record